Molecule: messenger RNA, 1977 nt
Organism: Lactuca saligna
Lineage: Eukaryota; Viridiplantae; Streptophyta; Magnoliopsida; Asterales; Asteraceae
Source: the annotation of a GenBank genome assembly
AUGGGGCAGCUGAUGCAUGUUCUUAUUACUUUCUUCUAUAGCAACAUGUUCUAUCUUACUUUUACACCCUUUGCUAGCUCCCUUUAUUUCAAAAUCUCAAGUUUUACUUCAAACAAUAACCAAAUCCUAUAUAGAGGAAGUGCUGCGCCUUCUUCUGGUGCCGUUCAAUUGAACCCUGUGAAUUACGUGUGCCAAGUAGGCCAAGCCAUCUAUGCCGAUAGAGUUCAAAUGUGGGAUUCCAGCUCAGGGAAAGUCGCAGAUUUCACUACACGAUUCUCCUUCACCAUUGACACCGACGAUCAAGCCAACUAUGGAGACGGGUUUGCAUUUUUUCUUGGCCCCGCGGAUUUCCAAAUCCCACCCAACUCUGCUGGUUCCUUUCUUGGUCUUUAUAACUUAUCUAAUUACAGAGAGUCGUCCCAAAAUCACAUGAUCCAUGUCGAGUUCGACAGUUUUGUUGACACUCAAUGGGAUCCUCUGUAUGAGCAUGUUGGGAUAAACAAGAAUUCCAUCUUUUCAGCUAACACCACCGCUUGGAGUGCUGGUAAUCACAGCGUUGAUGUUGCUGACGUUACAAUCUCUUAUAGUUCUCAAACAAUGAUGAUGAUAGUAUCUUGGACCUACAAUAAUCCUACUCCAGAAACUUCAAGCGUUUCAUAUCAUGUUGACAUUAAGGAGGUUCUCACUGAAUGGGUGACCAUAGGCUUUUCCGCUGGCACUGGCAACCUUAAAGAGAAAAAUACACUUUUAUAUUGGGAGUUCGAUUCAAGCUUAAAUGGUAAAUGGCGAAGCCCGGAAGAGAGAUCAGGUGUAUCGAAAGUUGGUUACUUAGUUCCUGGUGCCAUAGGUGUGAUCAUAGGUAUGGUCAUAGCCACAAUAUUCAUCGGCAUUCUGGUGUUCAUUCUUUUCAAGAAGGGCAGUUGGAUCAAAGGUAAAGGAAGAAGAACCAAGAAAUCGACACAAGAGAAAAAUAAGUUGAUCAAAAAAUCCAGUAGUGCUGAUAUUGAAAGCGAAGGAAGGUCUGCACCAUUGAAAUAUUCUUACUCUGAUCUGCAUUUCGCAACAAACGGCUUCUCCGAUGAUAAUAAGUUGGGAGAAGGAGGUUCUGGUGGUGUUUACAAGGGACGUCUUCCAAUUCCACUCCUCCACGAGGUUGCGGUGAAGAAGAUCUCCGAAGGUUCUACACAAGGAGAAAAUGAGUGUGCUGCUGAGGUGGCAACCAUAGGCAAACUGAAACACCCUAAUUUGGUGGAACUUGUAGGUUGGUGCGAAGAGGAGGGUAAGUUCUUGCUUAUAUACGAAAUUAUGCCGAAUGGUAGUCUUGAUACUUAUCUCUUUGGCAAUAAAAACCCUCUUGGUUGGUCCAAUCGAUAUAAAAUAGUUCAGGGUUUGGCGUCUGCAUUACGUCACCUGCAUGAGGAGCAAGGUGAAAAAUAUGUUAUUCACAGAGAUAUCAAACCAAGCAAUGUGAUGUUAGACUCAGAGUUGAAUCCGAAGCUUGGAGAUUUUGGUUUAGCUCGACUAAAGGAUAGCAAUGAGCAAGGUUCAAAAACUACUAAACUGGCUGGAACCUUGGGGUAUUGCGCACCCGAGUAUGUUACUUCACGUAAAGCUAGCAAGGCAACAGAUAUGUAUAGCUUUGGUGUCACUGUAUUGGAAAUUGGGAGUGGGAGAAGUGUGGAGAACCAAGUCUCUAACAUGGAUUUAGUUAAAUGGGUUUGGCAUUUAUACGGACAGAAGCAACUUCGUUUAACAGUUGACAAGAGGAUAUCGCAUGACGUUAAUGAGAAACAAUACAAUUGUUUGAUGACUGUAGGGUUGUCAUGUACACACCCUGAUCCAAGUAAGAGAUUAACCAUAGAAGGAGUAAUUCAUGCAUUAGAAAAUGUCAUUCCUCCUCAAGUCCCCGUAGAUAUGCCUACACCCCGAUAUGACACACCCACUAAUCAUCCAUCUACUUCAGAAACCAAGUCAUAA